Messenger RNA from Cyprinodon variegatus (sheepshead minnow), 1621 nucleotides. It is a transcript of the gene lhfpl6, whose product is annotated as lipoma HMGIC fusion partner. The record is from RefSeq and is a predicted model, not a curated record. The transcript is spliced from 4 exons. NCBI's taxonomy places the organism in Eukaryota, Metazoa, Chordata, Actinopteri, Cyprinodontiformes, Cyprinodontidae. Gene Ontology annotation, cellular component: membrane. Bases 415 to 1017 code for a protein of 200 amino acids.
GGAAUGUGUGAUCUGGAGUCCGCCUGAUCACUGAGCACCGCUCCUCUCGUCCUUCUCGCACCAAGCAGGAGUAAAUCAUUGAUUCAAGCUCUCGCUGUUAGACAUUGGCGUGGAAGGAUUCUGCAGUGACUUUUUCUAUAUACCGUAUUUUGGAUCCACUCUUUACUCGAUCGGAAUCGUUUUCUCUCCUCCUCGGCUGGAGAAAAGUUUGCUUUCAGACCCAAACACAGCUGGACUCCGCAGAUGUAAACAGCCGCUAUAAAAGAGCGCACCUUAAAACCCCCGCGUCUUCCAACAUGGAUCCAGAGUCACUGAGAAGGUGAAGACCACAAGUGUUAAAUGUUCACUGCAAGCCCUCCAGCAACACAGCAACUGCUCAUUUAACUGCUGUCCUGCUCAGUGACUAUAUUUACGAUGGCGUCUAGUCUUACGUGCACUGGUGUUAUCUGGGCCCUGCUGUCACUCCUGUGUGCUGCUGCCUCCUGCGUUGGCUUCUUCAUGCCGUACUGGCUGCUGGGAACACAGAUGGACAAGCCUGUGUCUUUUGGCACCUUCCGUCGUUGCUCAUACCCGGUACGAGAUGAGGAGAAACAGAUCACGGUCAUGGUGGAGCAAUGCGGCCGCUACGCCUCCUUCCAUGGCAUCCCGAGCCUGCACUGGAGGAUCUGCACAGUGGUGACGGGCGUGGGAUGCGGCCUCCUACUGCUGGUGGCCCUCACAGGUGUGAUGGGCUGCUGCAUCUCUGACCUCAUCUCUCGUACGAUCGGACGCGUGGCCGGUGGCAUCCAGUUCGUUGGAGGUCUUCUCAUCGGGUCAGGCUGUGCACUCUAUCCACUGGGAUGGGACAGCGAAGAAGUCCAGCAGACCUGCAGUAACAGCUCCGACCAAUUCAAACUGGGUUCCUGUCAAAUUGGCUGGGCAUACUACUGCACAGGGGCGGGCGCCGCCACUGCAAUGCUCCUUUGCACCUGGCUCUCCUGCUUUGCCGGGAAGAAGCAGAAGCAUUACCCGUACUGACAAGAGAAUCGAAGAGAAAGGGACAGACUGAGACCUCGGGACUCCAACUGUGUGGACUCAGACAGGUACAGCACACCAGGCACCAAAGACGGCAAGUCAUUAUGGUGCUCAGCACAAACUUCAGGAAGCGUCUCAUCUGACGACUGCAGAGACUGUUUCAUAAUGCAGCACACAUAUGGCUCUGAAAGUUCCUAAAAGAAAGACAUAUGGACCAAGCUUAUUAGUAAAGUUGUUACACUAUUCUUUUAUUUCUUUUAUCUGUACCUCCUACAGUCAUUAAUGUUUAUGUGAUUGUGUGGUCUGUAAAGAGCAGAAAAUAUAUUCCCGUUUUAUUCCAGAAUUGUUCCCAUCCCUUCCGUGUCUCUCAUUCUUGCCUUAAACAACCUAAAAUGCAAUAAUGCUUGUUAUGAUAAGCAGUUUAGAAAACUGGCCGCCUUGCUCCUCGGCUCAGCGUUUUUUCAGAUUUCACAAAUUUAAGCAGAGUUUAUUUAACACGUUCAUAAGAUAUACAAAGUGUAUGGUAUUGUAUUUUAUCAUUUUAUCACCUGUUUUGUAUUCACUCUCAAAUAAUUCUUUGUCAUGCUUAUUGUUUUGUAAAUAAAUG